AUGAUGGUGGUGCCAUGGCUUACAAUGGGUCAGUUACCAUAUCAACAUCCCGGUCAAUAUGGUCCAGCUGUUAAUAGUGAUAUGUAUCAACAACAGCAUCAUCAAAUGCAACAACAACCACAGCUGCCAAUCCAUCAACAACAACAACAGCAGCAGCAGCAGCAACAACAACAUCUUCAGCAGCCACAGCAGCAGCCGCCGCAACCGCAACCGCAACAACAACAGAAUCAGCAACAGCAGCAACAACAGCUUCCGAUUCAUCAACAGCAGCAGCAGCAGCAACAACAACAACAACAACAACAACAACAACAGCUUCCAAUGUAUCAACAGCAAUAUUAUCAAGGAAAUAUGCAAGGUCCUCAAAUACAAUCUCCUCAAUUAGGUCAACCACCACCACUUGCUAAUCAAUUUCAACAACCUACAAAUGACCAUCCAGCUGCUCAACCACUUUCACCUCCGUCUGGGUCCAGCGAACAAUAUUUAGUUGGAAAUCUAUCUCAACCAUUUACAUUUCUAGUUGCACCACCAUCAAUAAGAGUAACUCAUUUAGGUUUGAAUGGUUAUUCAUUAUAUAUAAUUGGGGUUGGUUUUUCAAAUAAAUCGAAAUUUAAUUAUGACGAACAAAAUAAUCGUUUAACUAUUCUUUCACUCGAUCAAACAACAGUUGGUUAUUAUACAGCUGUUGAUGCUAAUUGGCAAACAUUUGUGAAUGUACUUAGUGCUAUUAAUGUAUCUUCUCUUCAAAUUCACAAUUCGCAUGCUAGCGAAGAUAAUAAUGGUUCAUCACUUGUUGCUUGUUCUGUCUCAAUCAUUCGUUCAACAUUUAAACUAGCUGAUCCACCUUCAUCAUCAAAUAAUCUAGCUAUUAUACCUCCAUCAUCUUUAUCCUUACCAUCAAGAUCAUCAUCAUCAACUUUAUCUGGUACGGAAAACUUACCUCGACUUGAUUUGUUUUUAUCAACACGAACAUUAUCAUCAUCAAUAUUACCAAAUGCUAAAAAUUAUAAUGAUACAUUAAAUGAACAAAUAUUUACACGAACAAUUAUACUUCAACGUCCAUUAACACGUGCUGAUCAUAAUGGAACAAUACAAUGUCAAGUCGAAUCAAAUAAUAAUAUUGAUGUUUUUCUUAUUAAAACAGUCCCAAUUGAAAUUGAUUAUGGACCAAAUUUAGAAGCGGGUGCUUUACCAACUGUUAGUUUAGACAGUGAAGUAUUAAAAAUGAUCUCAAUGGACUGUCAGAUAGAAGCAAAUCCACCUCCAUCAUAUGUUUGGUAUGAAAUGUCAAAUACUACAUCAUCAGGAAUGAUGCCAUAUUAUGGACAACAGAAUCCCUACGGACAGCAAUAUCCAUUACAACCACAAUCAAAUAUUCCAACAGCUGCUUUGAAUGUAUUUGGUACAACGAGACAAAUACAAAGAAUCUAUCAAAAUCCAGGACAACAUGCUAUGCAAUGUCAGGCACAAUCAGGAGGAAAAACAGUUAAACAACAAUUUCUGAUUAUGGUUCAUCCUCCAUCGGGUACAUUGAAAGAAGGUUCAGUUGCAGAUGGAAAUCGAGGAAAAUCUUAUAAAGUUCCAAUGAUAAUUGGAUUAACUAUUGGUGGUAUUUUACUUCUAUUACUUGUUGCUAUUAUAAUUGCUGCUAUUAUAUUUCUAAAACGUCGUAAAGCAAAUGCAAAUGACAAACAUUCAUCAAGUGAAAAAAUAUCAAACGAUAAACAAGGAGGAACUGCUUGGGGUCC
Messenger RNA from Adineta steineri, 1745 nucleotides. Lineage: Eukaryota; Metazoa; Rotifera; Eurotatoria; Adinetida; Adinetidae. The record is from the annotation of a GenBank genome assembly.